This is a messenger RNA of Olea europaea var. sylvestris, 941 nucleotides long. RefSeq lists its product as uncharacterized. The record is from RefSeq and is a predicted model, not a curated record. Bases 6 to 941 code for a protein of 311 amino acids. Gene Ontology annotation, biological process: proteolysis. The transcript is spliced from 3 exons. NCBI's taxonomy places the organism in Eukaryota, Viridiplantae, Streptophyta, Magnoliopsida, Lamiales, Oleaceae. Gene Ontology annotation, molecular function: cysteine-type peptidase activity.
UACCAAUGAAGCGGGUGUCAAGGCCAGCGAGGAUUUUGUGUUCUCCAUUUGUUGCGGGUACAGGAAAGUUAUUCCGGCAUGACGACAACAUUAUUGUAUUUGGAAGUUACAAAGACAAUGUUGAAGAAGGUGAUAAGUCGACAUUCUUGGGUUGGUUCCAGAGAGGGUACAAGCCCAAAAAAAGGCACGAAUAUUUUCUUCCCUUUCUUCAAUCUAUUGCUCAUAUGGUCACAAUAAAUUGUUCUUACAUUUCUUGUUUCAGGAAAAAGUUUAAUGAGCAUGAUGACUUAAUCAAACCAGCUUUUGUUAUUGGCUCAUAUCCAGUCGGUAACAAAACAUGGUUCCACCAACUCGUAGACCCUGAGACGUCUUUGAAUAGCGGGCACAUGGAUGCAUGCUUCUACUACAUUCGGCAGCUAGCAAAAUUUGGGAAAGUACAGUACAGAGCUACAACAACAAACUCCUCUUUCCAGAACAUGAUAAAAGACAUAUACCCCGCUUUCAAAAAAGAUCCUGAUGUUCUGUUGUCAGGAAGCCGGUUGUUCCAGGUGGUCACAGGUGAUAGCACAACUAUGAGAACACCUUGGGCUGAUGUAGACUAUAUGUUCAUGCCUCUCCUGCCCACGAAUAAAGCUCACUGGUUGCUAGGUCUGCUAGAAUUCAGAAGCCACAGAUUGAUCGUGUUCAAUUCAGCUAGUAAAACUUACCAUGACUGGAAGGUGCUAAAAGGUGUUAAGCCUUAUGUGAAGAUAUUGCCUGCUCUUAUGAAUGCAUUGGGAAUUUCGAAAAAAGACCCUGACUAUAAUGGAUCUGAGUGCAUGGAAUUGAAGGUGACCGUUGACACUGCCAUACCCCAACAGAUGAAUGGUCAUGAUUGUGGGGUGUUCGUCAUAUUAUAUGCGUUAUAUAUCCUUCGAGAUGGCAGAUCUUCUAUACCAUAG